Zeugodacus cucurbitae (melon fly) is the source of this 444-nucleotide messenger RNA. RefSeq names its product keratin, type I cytoskeletal 9. The record is from RefSeq and is a predicted model, not a curated record. NCBI's taxonomy places the organism in Eukaryota, Metazoa, Arthropoda, Insecta, Diptera, Tephritidae. Bases 1 to 444 code for a protein of 147 amino acids. The transcript has a single exon.
AUGCGAUUGGGAAGUUUUUAUAUUUUGUUUCUAAGUGCAUUUUUAUUAUCGUCUGUCAGCGCCUUUACAGAGGAGCCGUUGGAGAAUGUCGCAGCCACUGAGCAGCCACAGUCGAAUGUGACUACACCUCCAGUAGAAGAACUCUUGCUGUCCGAUGAGACCAAGCCAGAAGAGCAAUUAUUGGUGGAGACCGUAGAGACGCAAGGUCACGAAAAUGCUGGCGAACGUAAAGCGCGCCAGUUUGGCUAUCCAGGCUUCGGAUAUGCACCACCACCACGUCCUUAUUAUGGCGGUGGUUUCGGAGGAGGAUUUGGCGGUGGAUUUGGCGGUGGUUUCGGUGGUGGUUAUGGUGGCGGCUUCCAGCGAACCCGUGUCGUAACGCGCACCCGUGUGGUGAAUCGAGUACGCGGUGGCGGAUUCUAUGGUGGUGGAUACUUUGGUUAA